CACGGACACGCCCAGUAUGCACCAUAUAUAAAGGCACACGCGGAAAAAUUUUUCUGCAGUUGCGUCUUAGUGCACAGUUCUACUGUGAUUACCGGCAACCAUGGAUCUGCUUCCUCUGCAGUUUACAGCGCCUAGUGUGAUUCCUUCAACUGACCUCACACGUCCGGUACCGUCAGUCACACUAACAGCGCAUGGCAGUAUCAGCAGAAUAAAGGUAACAGAGGCGCCACUGCAGAAAGCUAUUUGCGACGACCACGUCGAGGUUGAAGUCCAUUACUGUGGCCUGAACUUCACAGACCACUACUUGCGAUUGGGUAUAAUAAGGAACAGACUCUUCCCGGUUAUCAUGGGCAGUGAAUGUUCCGGCAUCGUAACACGUGUGGGCAAUGCAGUCACCGAUCUGCAGGCGGGCCAGAAAGUGCUCUGUCUGCAAAUGCAAGGUGGUCUGUUCAGGCAUGUUGUCCACGUCCAACGCAAGUACUGCUUUCUGCUGCCGGAAGAUAUUAGCCUAAAAGAUGCCGUCAGCCUUGGUCUAAACUUCGUUGUGGCACAUUUCUGCCUGUAUAAAUUCGGAUGCCUUGCGAACGCGGAGAAAGUAUUUAUGCAGUCUGUCGCAGGUGGUGUCGGCACGGCACUCAUCCAGCUUGCUCAGACAGUGGACAAUGUCGAAGUUGUAGGAACAGCUUCAGAAUCAAAGCACGAAAAGCUCCGUUCUCUUGGCGUGAAGCGGGUAUUUCGUCACGACAACUAUGAAACCGAAAUAUUGCAAGAUUACCCUGAAGGUGUUGAUAUCGUGGUAAACACCAAUGGUGGAAGUGAUCUUGAGAAGUGCCUAAAAAUUCUCCACCCUGUCGGAAAGUUGGUACUGCUAGGGUCGAACAGCACAGCUAAAUACUCAAAAUAUACAUCAUGGGCGUUAAUGCGACCUAAAUGGGAUAGCGGAUCGGUGUCCUCUGCGGAUGUAGUUAGCAAAAACUACUGCAUAGCAGGAGUGAACAUUGGCAUAUGGUUAGACCUUCAUCCAGAGGCAGUGCAGCGAUCUCUAAAUGAAAUAUUUAAGCUGUAUUCCAGUGCCAAAAUACAGCCCUGUAUUCACGCUGUUCUGCCCUUCGAUAAUGUGGCUGAAGGCAUAACGCAACUAUGCACACGUGAGAACUUCGGAAAAGUGGUUCUGGAGGUCAAGAAGGCAGCGGACGCACCAGCUGUGGAAGUUCAAACUGCGUUAGAGCCACAGCAAGGAGCAGUGGAGGAGGCAAAAGAAGCUGACCCAGAAGUGCAGAAGGAAGACUCCGCAUCUCCUGCGGAAUCAACGGUGGUCGAACCUCAUCUGGAACAAGCAGAAGAGAUUGUCGCAGAGGGUACGACUGAUGUCAGCGCUCCUUGAUAAGGCGCAGCUGGGCAUUUCAGGCUAUAUGGUGCCGUCAGUGCAAAUACUUCAGCUAAAGUUUUAUGGUUUUAAUGGCUUUUCGUGGUAAAAAUUUUAACAGUAGCAAUUGCAAAAUAUCAGGUGCUGUAAACUUCUGAUGCCAAAUGGCACUUUUAAUGAAGUUAAAUAAAACACAAAUUGAGCAUCGA
Messenger RNA from Schistocerca nitens (vagrant locust), 1575 nucleotides. Its product is annotated as synaptic vesicle membrane protein VAT-1 homolog. The coding region runs from base 101 to 1384 and encodes 427 amino acids. Gene Ontology annotation, molecular function: oxidoreductase activity. The record is from RefSeq and is a predicted model, not a curated record. Lineage: Eukaryota; Metazoa; Arthropoda; Insecta; Orthoptera; Acrididae. The transcript is spliced from 8 exons.